AUGGAGGUAACAGGAUACGAAGAUGAAAAGCUCGUCACGACAGCUGCUUACGUGGAUGAAGAAGAUGCAAGAUAUGGGAGCAUUUCUGUUCGAUUGGCUGAAGACGAUUCGCUUAUUGAAGAGACAAUCUUCUGUUUAGUGGUGACGUCGACGGCCCAGAAGUCUCCAGACGGAGGUUUUCUAGAUGAAGAACCAUUCAAUCGACGAUCCUUUAUUACUGGGCAAAGUGGGAAACAUGGACAGGGGAUAUCAGGUUCUGAAGGACAAAGAAAACGAAAAGUUCAAUGA
Molecule: messenger RNA, 288 nt
Organism: Opisthorchis viverrini
Lineage: Eukaryota; Metazoa; Platyhelminthes; Trematoda; Opisthorchiida; Opisthorchiidae
Exons: 1
Coding region: 1-288 (95 amino acids)
Source: RefSeq, a predicted model, not a curated record